Nestor notabilis (Kea) is the source of this 1571-nucleotide messenger RNA. It is a transcript of the gene SNX18, whose product is annotated as sorting nexin 18. The record is from RefSeq and is a predicted model, not a curated record. Gene Ontology annotation, cellular component: cytoplasmic vesicle; plasma membrane. The annotation marks the transcript as partial. The transcript has 2 exons. Gene Ontology annotation, biological process: cleavage furrow formation; plasma membrane tubulation; endocytosis. NCBI's taxonomy places the organism in Eukaryota, Metazoa, Chordata, Aves, Psittaciformes, Psittacidae. Gene Ontology annotation, molecular function: phosphatidylinositol binding.
UUCCAGUGCUCCAUUGAGGACCCCACCAAGCAGACCAAGUUCAAGGGCAUGAAGAGCUACAUUGCCUACAAGCUGGUGCCCAGCCACACCGGGCAGCAGGUGCACCGUCGCUACAAGCACUUUGACUGGCUCUACGGGCGCCUGGCUGAGAAGUUCCCUGUCAUCUCCGUGCCUCACUUGCCUGAGAAGCAGGCCACCGGCCGCUUUGAGGAGGACUUCAUCUCCAAACGUCGCAAAGGCUUGGCUUGGUGGAUGGACCACAUGUGCAGCCACCCUGUGCUGGCUCAGUGCGAUGCCUUCCAACACUUCCUCACCUGUCCUAGCACGGACGAGAAGGCCUGGAAACAAGGCAAGCGCAAGGCUGAGAAGGAUGAGAUGGUAGGUGCUAACUUUUUCCUGACCAUCAGUGUCCCCACAGGCCCUGGGGCCAGCCUGGACUUGCAGGAGGUGGAAAGCCAGGUAGAUGGCUUCAAAGCCUUCACGAAGAAGAUGGAUGAGAGUGCCCUGCAGCUUAAUCACACGGCCAACGAGUUUGCCCGCAAACAAGUCACUGGUUUCAAGAAGGAAUACCAGAAGGUGGGGCACUCCUUUAAGUGCCUCAGUCAGGCGUUUGAGCUGGACCAGCAGGCCUUUUCAGCUGGCCUCAACCAAGCCAUAGCCUUCACUGCAGAAGCCUACGAUGCCAUCGGGGACCUCUUUGCAGAUCAGCCACGGCAGGACCUAGAUCCCGUGAUGGAUUUGUUAGCGCUGUAUCAGGGGCAUUUGGCAAACUUUCCAGACAUCAUCCAUGUCCAGAAAGGAGCCCUUACCAAAGUAAAGGAGAGUAAGCGGCAUGUGGAAGAGGGGAAGAUGGAGCUCCAAAAAGCUGAGGGCAUUCAAGAACGCUGUAACAUUAUUUCUUUUGCGACCCUAGCAGAAAUUAAUCAUUUCCACAAAAUCCGUGUGAGGGACUUUAAAUCACAGAUGCAGCAUUUCUUGCAACAGCAAAUACUCUUUUUUCAAAAAGUGACACAAAAGCUAGAAGAAGCUCUUCACAAGUAUGACAGUGUUUAAUCUCUGAACUUUGGUUUGUGGACUUCCCUCAGCAUGAACGUGACCCAGGCAGCAGAGCAAAUGCUGCUGCUGAAGAACUGUUGCCAGUGGCAUUCGGUGGUACAAGGAUGGUUUUGUGCUCACCUGGAACACCGGUUUAAUCUCCAAUUAUGUAGAAAGGAAACAGUUAUAGGGCUAUGUAGUAGAAACAGUACCACGCAUUGUAACUAAGUUAUACUGUGUAUGCCUACACUACCAUUGUAACUUUUUUGAAAUAAUGAGUAUACUAUUUGCCUUAUUGCUUUUUAAAAUAUGGUAUUUUAGUGCAUACUUUGUAGACCUCAAAACCCUUUGGGUCUUUAAGGAAGUUGGCUAGAUAAAAGCCUGCUUCAGAUGCCUUUUCACUUUCCUAGAUUUGGAUUUCCUAAAUUCAAAUGAUUCUCUGUUUACAGACUCCUACUAGAGCAGCUAUGUGAUUCUGUGCCUUUAGACUCUACUCUAUUUUUCCUUUUCUAGUAAGUCACAUUUUUAUGAUUGAA